This is a messenger RNA of Fusarium venenatum, 504 nucleotides long. The record is from RefSeq and is a predicted model, not a curated record. NCBI's taxonomy places the organism in Eukaryota, Fungi, Ascomycota, Sordariomycetes, Hypocreales, Nectriaceae.
AUGUCGGAAGAUCUUGAGAAGUGUGCCGAUUCGCAAUGCAUUCAGCACACUACCGCCAAUGCCCCCACUGUUGACGGAGACCAAAAACUAGAUCCCGUCAGUGGACAAGAACAACUGCAGCACCAAGACAGAGACAUUGAGAGAAACGCCCCUCCCGCGCAAACUAAAGGAAUCCUCAGCACUACUGUGAUGAAGGUUGAAGUUGGCUGGCAUGCGUUGGUCUUCAUGUACUGGCUGAUAUCGUUGGUCACUAUUGUGGUGAUGGCUAGGGUUUAUUGGGAAGUUUUCACAAUGGAAUUUGCACUUGUCGAACAAGAAGGCCGAUUGCAUUCAUAUUGGGGUCUUACUGUUUCUAGGUAUUUGGCUUUUCAGAUAGUUGUAUCGCUAGUCUUCAAUCAAUUUUGGUCAUCAUGUUGCCAAGACUACUUUGCUGUGGUGGGGCAAGACUGGGAGAUCCUCAAACUCGGUGAGAUCAACAAACUUCCACAAGGGUCUUUAUUGUAA